CUACUCGUAUCCAGAUGUCUUUGGACAUGCCCUGAAGCCGUAGAGAGUCAUUAUUCGCCCAGUAGAGCACUCACGGCAAUCCAUCACCACCGUCAUCAUCACCUGUUGCUUCUCAUCCUUGACGGCCUUGAAAAUACAGGGUGCCUGUUCACAGAUCUACCGGUAUACCGCAUAAGCACCACCAGGCAAUUACCUCCGUAUCUGACUCAAGUAGGAUCCAAGCAACGCACCCACAUCUACCCGUUUCCCAGGCUCCAGGCCCCAGAUCGCCACGUACCUCCCCAUUGCUUCUCUGCCAUAACGACUAAUUCUUUGUCCCCUCUUCCCCAAAUUCAGGCCUGACAAACCACUGCACCGACCAGACUCACCGUCGCCCACAGCCCUAUUCUCUCACACAAACCUCUUCUGACCACUCUGUUGGGUGUCCCUUACCUUGCGCAUGGCGCCCUGAGCGACUCUUCAUCAGUCAAUCAGCCAGGUAUUUCAAUCCUUAGGAUUACCCCUACCAGAAACAGCUGUGGUGACACCCUAGCAACCUCUCGACCAUCACUGUGUGUCGAACAUGACAGACGACGUUGACACCUUGGAGGAUGGAGAGUCUCAUCCACAAGAAUCCCGAUCCAAUGAGUCUGUUCCUCGCCCCAAGAGAAUAGCAUGCAUUCUUUGUCGGAAGAGGAAGCUGCGAUGUGAUGGCAACAAGCCCAGCUGUGGAACGUGUUCAAGAUUGAGUCACCAUUGCGAAUAUUCUGAGGAACGGAAAAAGAGUGGCCCAAAGAGGGGAUACGUCAAGUUACUCGAAGCCCGCCUCAGACAAGUCGAGAAUUUAUUGGAAACGAGAGAUGGGGUUAGUGACACUGCCGCACCAGCAACAACCGCCUCCUCUUCCACAAGUGUUCCGGCGCCUCAUGACUCUACCAUGACAGAUUCGUCCAUGCCUGUCAACAUCACAGCUGCAGAUUUUGAUCCGACAUAUCUUGACGCCGUCCCCGACUUUUCAGCGAAUGAUUUCUCCAUCAACACGGGCGAUGAUUUCUCGUGGGAAAUGAUAGGCCUUGGCCUUGAGGAAGCCCUUCCUUCACAAGAUGUGAUUGACGAACUGAACGAGAUUUACUUCCUCAAGAUUCACCCCUCGAUGCCCAUGAUCCACAAAGCCAGAUUCCUCUCGUCCAUGAAUCUUGCCCCAAAUUUGCGACCACCAGCAUGCUUGAGAUACGCCAUGUGGGCACAUGCUUGUUCCGUGUCCCCCAAGUACACUACAUCUGCCGAGCAUUUUUACCAGAGAGCACGAAAAUACGCCGAAGCAGAUGAAAUGCGAGGCCGCGGCGAAUCCAUGGUCUCUCUUUCUCAUGCGCAGGCCUGGUCCUUGAUUGGUUGUUACGAGUUCAAACUCAUGUACUUUCCCCGCGCAUGGAUGAGCAUUGGCCGAGCGACAAGACUUACUCAAAUGAUGGGCUUACAUCGACAAGAUCGUGUGGGCCUGGAUGUUAAACAAACUCUCCCACCUCCAAGAGAUUGGACCGACCGAGAAGAAAGACGCCGGACUUUCUGGAUGGCUUACUGUCAGGAUCGUUAUGCCAGUGUAGGCACGGGAUGGCCUAUGGGUUUCGACGAACGAGACAUCCUUACAAAUCUGCCCUCCAGUGACGAGGCUUUCAACAAGUCGCAGGCUGAACCAACCCUUCAACUCUCUGACCUCAUGAACGGUGAUGGCGCCGCCACCUUGUCCUCCUUCGGCGGCAUCAUCUUGAUGUCGACCUUGUAUGGCCGCAACCUCCUUCACCUACAUCGCCCAUCAGAAAACGACAACGAUCACGACCUCAAUGGACCUUUCUGGAAACGACAUCGCGCUUUGGACAAUAUACUACUUAAUACCGCAUUAUCUCUGCCAUCUAAUCUUCGAUUGCCAGCUGGAAUACAAGACCCCAACACCGUCUUCCUCAAUAUGAACUUGCAAACAGCAACCAUCUGUCUCCACCAGGCCGCCAUCUUCAAAGCCGAUAAAAAUCACCUCCCAGCACAGAUUAGCGCGGAAUCCAAGCGGAGGUGUAUUGUUGCUGCGGAUCAGGUCACCAAUAUCAUGAAAAUGAUCAGUCAUCUCGACAUGUCUCUGAUGAAUCCUUUCAUCGCCUUCUGCCUCUACGUCGCCGCACGUGUCUUUGUGCAAUAUUUAAAAGCACGAAGAGACGACACCGCCGUUUUAUCCUCGCUCCACUUCCUCCUUGCCACCAUGCAAGUCUUGAAAACAAAAAAUCCGCUAACCGAGUCUUUCCUUGUGCAACUCGACGUUGAUCUGGAAGGCACCGGACUUGAUAUACCCUCGAGUAAAUCACGCUGGAAGUUUGGUCAACGUCCACCUGUAACUUUGAUCACCACCCUUCAUCCGCCCCACAAUUCUAACAGACAACAGGGAGAGAGUCCUGCCAAUACCGAUUCACUCAAAUGCAGCCCACUCUUCGAGAUUCGUCAAAGUCAGGCUCCACAUUUGAAUGCCGGAGCCGAACCAGAAAGGGAUCCCCUGACGGUGCCAAGUGGGAGCAGUGUGAAUCCAGAUCCGGGACUCAAUGACUAUGCUGGCAUUUUCAACAACGACGUGACCCAGGGCAAUCUUGCGUCUGGACAGACGAACCCGUUGAAUGAUCUCUCUUUCGACAACAGCUAUGGAUUUCCACAGGUUCAAAGCGCGAGUGUGGGACAACAUGCCUCUCCAGGAAGUACUUCGCAUCAUGGUAGCACCAAUGGUACUUCAUCCAGGUCACAUAGCAAUCAUCCCACCCCGAGUACAAGUUCCAAUCCAACAUCGUCGUAUGCUUCGAACCCAUCGCCACAAAAUCCAGUCAACAUGUCGUCCAACUACAACGAUGGAACACAGUUUAAUCCAGCCAUGCAAUUUCAAACAAGACAUAUUUCGCAGGAGUUUGUGUUUCGAGGACAAAGUCAAUGGCCGACAGGGAACGAGAACAACAUGAACUUUCCCGAAAUGAAGACGACGAUGAACGAUGGUAUUACCGGGUUGACACCCGGCCACACAGGAAUGACUCCAAUGCCGGAUGGGAUGUGGCCUACAGACCCUAUGAGUGAAAACGGAGAUUGGAUGUUUACUUGGCCCGGUCAAACCCCGCGACCUUAGUCGCAGAAAAGGAGGGCCUUUUAUGAUGAGAUGACAUGGAUAUAUUGGAGGCUGACUGAGGUCGAUAUGGAAAAAGAGAGACCCACGGAUGGGGCCGAUUCCAAAAAUGAAAACGGCAGAAACGCAAAGAUUAUUGAUACCCUUGGAAUAGGUGGAUUUGGAGUUGUGGAAAAUAGCUGAUGGAUGUUUGAACUUCCGAGCAGAUCAUGCGCUACUUGAAAAUCUUGGGUAUAUAUCUCAUCUCUACUAUUGGGAAUCUGUUGAGACCAGAUACUAGCCUCCAAUAUGAAUUGGAUUGUAGACUAUUGAGGCCUAAGGCAACUGAGGAAUCAUUCAAC
Messenger RNA from Exophiala mesophila, 3465 nucleotides. RefSeq lists its product as uncharacterized. Gene Ontology annotation, biological process: DNA-templated transcription; regulation of DNA-templated transcription. Lineage: Eukaryota; Fungi; Ascomycota; Eurotiomycetes; Chaetothyriales; Herpotrichiellaceae. The coding region runs from base 563 to 3127 and encodes 854 amino acids. The transcript is spliced from 5 exons. Gene Ontology annotation, cellular component: nucleus. The record is from RefSeq and is a predicted model, not a curated record. Gene Ontology annotation, molecular function: zinc ion binding; DNA-binding transcription factor activity, RNA polymerase II-specific; DNA binding.